Humulus lupulus (European hop) is the source of this 2539-nucleotide messenger RNA. Its product is annotated as U-box domain-containing protein 35. Gene Ontology annotation, biological process: protein phosphorylation. The record is from RefSeq and is a predicted model, not a curated record. Gene Ontology annotation, molecular function: ATP binding; protein kinase activity. The transcript has 9 exons. Lineage: Eukaryota; Viridiplantae; Streptophyta; Magnoliopsida; Rosales; Cannabaceae. The coding region runs from base 64 to 2439 and encodes 791 amino acids.
AACUUAUAUAAAAAGAAAAAAACGAAAGAAAACCCAAAAAAAAGAAGUUAAAAUUAAGAGAAAAUGUGGUUUCCAAAACACCAUUCCGAGAGAAAAGGAGGGAAUGGAUUGGUGGCAGUGGCCAUAGACAAAGACAAGAACAGCCAAAAUGCCCUUAAAUGGGCUAUUGACAAUAUUCUCCAAAGGGGACAAACUGUUGUUCUCAUUCACGUCAAGCUCAAACAACACGGCUCCAACUCUUCAACUUCUUUUUCUACAAGUACGCAAGUCACUUAUACAAAUUAUACACGCAUGCUGAUUUCCAAAGAACCUGAUCCCCAGACAAGGGAGCUGUUCCUUCCUUUUCGAUGUUUUUGUUCCCGUAAAGAUAUACAAUGCAAAGACAUCAUGUUAGAAGACGUAGAUGUAGCUAAAGCAUUGAUUGAGUACGUUUCCCAGGCGGCAAUCGAGAAUUUGGUUCUUGGUGCUUCGGUCAAAACGGGCUUCCUUAGAUUCAAGAUGACAGAUAUUCCUGGUAGCGUGGGAAAAGGGGCACCUGAUUUUUGCAAUGUGUAUGUCAUAUCAAAGGGAAAGAUUCAGUCAAUGAGAUCUGCCAUGCGGCCAGCUCCGGCCAACUCUACCUUACGAGCUCAAAUAAUGAAACAAUCAAGCCCAAAAUCUAAUGAGCCACAGGAGAUACAAGUUUCCCUACCUACUACAAAAGCUGCUUUCGAGAAGCCACCAGACCCACUACGAAGAUCCUAUGAUGAAAUUGAAUACUUCAGGUCUCCAUUUACAAGCAGAAGAGGGCCAAAUGGAAAGUCAUAUGGGGAACUUCCUAUGUUAGACAGUGACAUAUCUUUUGUUAGCUCUGGAAGGCCAAGUCUUGACCGCAUAAUACAUCCCUUAUUCAAUGAGAACGUAGACUCAGCAAAGACCUCUCCUAGGAUGUCAAUCGGUACAGAAUUUGACUUUAACCACAGCUUUGAGUCUUUGCCGAAUGGACGUAGGUCAGAGGAUACCUUGUCUCCAUCUGAGUUUUCUUCAUUUUCUCAAGAGAGUGACUUAUUAUCAUCUUCAUCACCAGCCAUGGAAGAUGUGGAGGCUGAAAUGAAGAGGCUAAAGCUUGAACUUAAGCAAACAAUGGAAAUGUAUAGUACAGCAUGCAAGGAAGCACUCUCAGCUAAACAGAAGGCCAUAGAACUCCAACGCUGGAAAAAUGAUGAAGAGAGGAGAUUGGAAGAAGCAAGAUUUGCGGAGGAAGCUGCGCUGGCAAUCGCAGAAAAGGAGAGAGCUAAGUCCAAAGCAGCCAUUGAGGCUGCAGAAGCUGCUAGAAGAAUUGCAGACCUUGAAGUACAAAAAAGAGUCAAUGCAGAAUUGAAAGCAAUCAAAGAAUCAGAAGAGAGGAGGAAAGCAAUUGAAGCUCUGUCAAAAACAGAUCUAAGGUACAGAAGGUACUCAAUUGAAGAGAUAGAAGCUGCAACAGGGUUUUUCGAUAAAUCCCGCAAGAUUGGAGAAGGAGGUUAUGGGCCUGUAUACAAAUGUUAUCUUGACCAUACACCUGCAGCUAUUAAGGUUCUUCGUCCAGAUGCAGCUCAAGGAAGAUCACAGUUUCAGCAAGAGGUUGAAGUUCUGACCUGCAUAAGGCAUCCUAACAUGGUGCUCCUUCUGGGAGCGUGCCCAGAUUUUGGCUGCUUGGUUUAUGAGUUCAUGGCUAAUGGGAGUUUGGAAGACCGUCUCUUCUGUCGAGGAAACACCCGUCCUCUUUCUUGGCAACUCAGGUUUAGAAUUGCAGCUGAAAUUGGCACUGGCUUAUUGUUCCUCCACCAAACAAAGCCAGAGCCACUUGUGCACCGUGACCUUAAACCAGCAAACAUCCUGCUUGAUCGAAACUUCGUUAGCAAGAUUAGUGAUGUUGGCCUGGCCAGGCUAGUGCCCCCAUCAAUUGCCGAUAAUGUGACCCAAUACCGCAUGACAUCCACUGCAGGAACUUUCUGCUAUAUUGAUCCAGAAUAUCAGCAAACUGGAAUGCUUGGUGUGAAGUCUGACAUAUACUCCCUAGGUAUCAUGUUUUUACAACUUAUAACAGCAAAAUCAGCAAUGGGAUUGACUCAUCAUGUGGAAAGGGCUAUAGAAAAAGGGACUUUUGCUGAGAUGUUGGAUCCAGCUGUGCCAGAUUGGCCCCAUGAGGAAGCUUUAAGCUUUGGUAAACUGGCUCUCAAGUGUGCAGAGCUAAGACGAAAAGAUAGACCAGACCUUGGCAACGUUAUCCUCCCAGAACUCAACAGAUUGAGAGCGCUUGCUGAAGAUAAUAUGCAGCUAACAUUGUUGGCUGGCGAUGAAAGUCCAGGAUUCAACCACAGCCAAGUCUCUGUAGUAAGUUUAACAUUGCUCUCAACCUUUGUUUCACUGUUUACAAUCACUAGCAGAACCAGCCUCCUUCAAUCUCUUUAUCAUUAGCUAGCACACAAAAUCAGCAGGAACUCUAGGUAUACCCCAAAUUCUAAGCGUAAAAGGGUCUUAAUUCCAUUCACCUACACAUUUUGGCUAGAAGAAAUGA